Messenger RNA from Exophiala oligosperma, 1621 nucleotides. RefSeq lists its product as uncharacterized. Gene Ontology annotation, molecular function: protein kinase activity. NCBI's taxonomy places the organism in Eukaryota, Fungi, Ascomycota, Eurotiomycetes, Chaetothyriales, Herpotrichiellaceae. Gene Ontology annotation, biological process: protein phosphorylation. Bases 321 to 1436 code for a protein of 371 amino acids. The record is from RefSeq and is a predicted model, not a curated record. The transcript has 4 exons.
CAACAAUUUGUCCCUACUCAAGUGUCAUGUUUCAAUGACCAGAAGAGGAUCCUCAUGAUAUGGCGAACCUCUUCAAACCGCCGCGGCAAUUUGCAGCUUUUGGUUUAGGCACCAGGAAGAGUCCGGAGCAUUCUUUUCCAUCGAUCCUUCCCCAGCUUUUUCGUUUGCCGAGGUUACGGCUCUCGCAGGCCAAGGCAUAAAUCACUGCCUCGGCGGAGUUUCUACCGCAGCCGUGCAGAACAGGAGCAGUCUUUCUCUGGGGGCCAGCUCAACUGUUCUUUCACUACACCUGAUGAGACUGUUAUAGUACGUGGACAAUUAUGGCAGGGCCAGUACGCCAGCCUAUUGAUCUGGCCUCCUUGGAGCGCUAUAUCGACACCAAUGUACCGGAAAUCAAGACGCCGCUUGAGUUGAAGCAGUUUGGCUUCGGUCAAUCGAAUCCGACAUAUCAAAUCACCGACUCUACCGGUACGAAAUAUGUAAUGAGAAAGAAACCUCCCGGACGCCUCCUCAGUAAGACCGCCCAUCGAGUCGAUCGAGAAUAUCGUAUUAUUAGUGCGCUGGGCCAGACCGACGUCCCUGUGCCCAAGGCGUACUGCUUGUGUGAAGAUGACAGUGUGGUUGGCACGCCAUUCUACAUAAUGGAGUUUUUGGACGGGCGAAUGAUCACCGAAAACCACUUUCCCGGAUGUUCUCCAGAAGAAAGAUAUGAGAUGUGGCGCGACGCAGUACGAACACUUGCCAAAUUCCAUCGAUUAGAUUUCAACAAAAUCGGGCUUUCGGAUUUCGGGCGGCAUGGAGGAUUCUAUGAUCGACAACUGAAGACGUUUGGGACGUUAUCAAAAGCACAAUCCGAGGCCGAGGACGUGGACACCAUGAAACCCGUCGGUGACAUCCCUCAUUUCCACGACAUGGUUGGGUUUUUUAAACAAAAAUCCCGACAGCCCAGGGACCGGUCGACCCUGGUACACGGAGACUACAAGAUUGACAACCUGGUGUUCCACAAGACCGAACCCCGAGUGAUUGGGAUUCUGGAUUGGGAAAUGGCCACCAUCGGACACCCGUUGUCGGAUUUCGUCAACCUCACGGCUCCCUGGUCGUGGGUCGGCAGGGUCAACGGGUCCGGUCUGUCCGACCGGGCCAACGAGGCCUUCAAGCCCGGUGCGACCCCAGGACUCCCGAGCUUGGAAGAGUGCGUCAAGUGGUACGCAGAAAUGUCCGGUUACGACCCUGCGCUGGAGCUGGCGUGGGGUACGGCCUUUGGAGGCUUCAGGGGCGCCGUCAUCAUGCAAGGUAUCGCCGCGAGGUAUGCACGGAGACAGGCCAGCGGUACGACGGCCAAAAACUACGCCGCUCAAAUGGCUCCCUAUGGUGAAUGGGCUUAUGGGUUGGUGGAGAGAUUGAUGAAGACCUCAGACGGCAAGGCGAAGCUAUAGUUUGGAGGAAGUCGUCAAUGCCAAUACACCAUAACCAAGAGAUCAAAUCCAUUACUUGCUCAGACGGGGAGAUUGUUGUUGGACGAAAGUAUCAGCGUAGGCUUUUGACUGUACAUACCUUGUGGUUUUAUGUUGAGAACGAAGAGAGAUAAAAGGUACUAAAUAUAUACACCGUACAAAUCUCA